AAGGCAUAUUCAAUGGCUGUUCUUCAAAAGGCUCCUGGACAAUCUGUUGGCACCGACAGUGAACCAAGAAUGUGGAACUCAAACAAUAUCAGUUUAGGAAACCCCUGUAACUACAGUGCAGUAAUAACAAGACAAGCCAUUCCGGCGAUAUAUGGUUUCAUCUUUAUUGGAGGGAUCCUACUGAAUGGAGUAGCCGCCUGGGUCUUCCUACACAUCCCUAGUAAGACAACCUUUGUUGUCUAUCUCAAGAACAUUGUCAUAGCGGACCUCAUCAUGAGCUUAACAUUCCCGGUCAAAAUUCUUGCUGACACAAAAAUUGGGCCUUGGCAGCUCAAUGUUAUUGUCUGCCGCUUCUCAGCUGUUCUUUUCUACCUAAAUAUGUACAUCAGCAUCACCUUGUUUGGGCUCAUAAGCAUCGACAGAUGCUCCAAAGUUGUGAAGCCACAGUAUGUCACCACUAUUCAGAGUGUGCGCUGCAGCAAAGUACUCUGCUUAUUAGCCUGGGCCCUACAAAUUCUGGUGUCACUUCCCAAUAUGAUUUUAACCAACAAAAGCCCCACCAAAGAAACUUCAGGACGUUGUAUGAAGCUCAAAAGUGAUUUGGGAUUACAGUGGCACACUGUUUCAAACUACAUCUGCCUAGGAAUUUUUUGGAUUGUUUUUGCUAUAUUAAUAGUCUGCUACAGUUCUAUUGCAAGGAAAAUAUACAUUUCCCACAAAAAAUUCAAAAGAAACUCCACAGCGACAAGGAAAAAAACCAAUCGGAAUAUUUUCAUUAUUAUGCUGGUAUUUAUCAUCUGUUUUGUCCCCUAUCAUAUUGGCAGAAUCCCAUACACAUUAAGUCAAACUUCACCAAAGUACAGCUGCCAGUCAAAAAAGCCACUGUUCUACAUGAAGGAAUUCAGCCUAAUACUUUCUGCUGCAAAUGUUUGCCUUGAUCCUAUUAUUUAUGUAUUCCUAUGCCAACCAUUCAAAGAAAGGCUGUACCAAAAACUGCACCUCAAGUUGAAGGCUGAGGACCUGGAGAACUCUAGAUCAAGAAGGUCAAAUGCAGUUUGUGAAACUGUUAUUUCAUAA
Molecule: messenger RNA, 1077 nt
Organism: Sphaerodactylus townsendi
Lineage: Eukaryota; Metazoa; Chordata; Lepidosauria; Squamata; Sphaerodactylidae
Gene: P2RY14
Product: purinergic receptor P2Y14
Exons: 2
Coding region: 13-1077 (354 amino acids)
Biological process (GO): G protein-coupled receptor signaling pathway
Cellular component (GO): membrane
Molecular function (GO): G protein-coupled purinergic nucleotide receptor activity
Source: RefSeq, a predicted model, not a curated record